AUGGUGGCGGGAAGCAGAUUCGAGUUCAAGGAUAUCAAUAACAAUUCUUUCUUUUUUUCUUUCUUUCUUUAUUUAUUUAUUUAUGUUUUUCUUUCUUUCUUUCUUUCUUUCUUUCUUUCUUUCUUUCUUUCUUGUUUCUGUCCCCUAACUUCUUUAUCUUGUUCAAUAUUCCCCUUUCUUUUCCCCUUUAUCUUUUUACCCUUCUCGUUUGCUGGGUUCCUCCUCUCCCUAUUCUUCUUUACGUUUUCUCUUCUUUAUCAUCUUCUACCCCGCCUCUGUCUUCUUCUUCUUCUUCUUCUUCUUCUUCUUUCUUUCUUUUACUCUGCCUUUUCGUUUUCUUUUCUUUCUCUCCAUCAUUCUCUCACAUUCCCUUCCUCCGUUUUUCUUCUCUUCUUGAUUUUUCCUUUCUUUCUUUCUUUCUUUCUUUCUUUCUUUCUUUCUUUCUUUUCGCUUUUUCUUCUCCUCUUCUUUUCCCACUUCUCUUUCUCCCUCUCGUCUUCUAGUCGUUUUAUCUUUACAUCUUCUCUCCAUUUCUACUUAUUUUUCUUUCCUAUUCCUUUUCCUUCUAUAUCGUCUUCCUCUUUCCCACCUUCUCACUUCUCUUACAAUAUCUUCUUUUUUUUUCUCUCUUCCUCCGAGAACAAAGUUUUCUAG
Molecule: messenger RNA, 654 nt
Organism: Acanthosepion pharaonis
Lineage: Eukaryota; Metazoa; Mollusca; Cephalopoda; Sepiida; Sepiidae
Source: the annotation of a GenBank genome assembly